Molecule: messenger RNA, 1980 nt
Organism: Nyctereutes procyonoides (raccoon dog)
Lineage: Eukaryota; Metazoa; Chordata; Mammalia; Carnivora; Canidae
Product: zinc finger protein 883-like
Exons: 5
Coding region: 70-1968 (632 amino acids)
Biological process (GO): regulation of cytokine production; negative regulation of transcription by RNA polymerase II; regulation of immune system process
Source: RefSeq, a predicted model, not a curated record
UUGGACAGGGUUCUGCCAUCUAGGGAGUCUGCCCUUUUCCAAAAGGAUAGAUAUCUUGAGGAGGAGAACAUGGCUGCUCUUUUCCAGACAGCGAAGUUGUCCCAGGUGUUUCAGGGCUUGUCAUUCAAGGAUGUGGCUGUGAACUUCACUGAGGAAGAAUGGAGAGAACUGGAUCCUGCUCAGAGAGACUUGUACAGGGAUGUAAUGCUGGAGAACUAUAGGAACCUAAUCUCCUUGGGCUUUCCAUUUUCUAAACCUGAUAUCAUCUGCCAGUUGGAACAAACAGUAAAUCCAUGGAUGCAGAAGGCAGAAUUGCUAAGAAGCAGCUGCACACAUUUGGAGACCAGAAAGUCAAACCCAAAGGAGGUAUUUUCUGAAAAAGAAUCAUACCAAGGGAUAAGUAUGGAAAGAAGCACAGGGGCUGAUGCAAGGACUUCUGGUUUGAAAGAAGCCCAGGGAUCUACAGAGAUUAAAGAGAAUGCUCAGGAUAGACUCUGGAAAGAAGCAACAGUUAUCUGCCAGAAAAGAACUUCUAUAGCCAAUAGUACCCCGAAAUGUAUUGAAUCUGGUAGACAUGUUAGUCUGAAGUCAGACAUUGUUAUACAAUCAAGACAUCAUAAGGAAGAGAGACCUUAUAUGUCUGAUGCUCAGGGAAAGAGUUUUAAACAGAAUUCAAAAUUGAUAAGACAUCAGAAAGAUAGCACUUAUGAGAAAGCUCUUCAGUGUAAUGAAUGUGGUAAAAUAUUCAGUGAUCGCUCAAUUUAUGCUCAACAUUGUAGAGCUCAUAAUGGAGAAAAAAAAUUGGAAUGUAAUCAGUAUGAGAAGACCUUUGGUCAUGGUAUACACCACACUGAACAUCAGAAAACUAAUAUUGGAGAGAAAUCUUAUGAAGAUAGGAAAGGGUAUAAGUGGAACUCACAACUUACCACCAAACAUCAUCAGAGUGUUCAUGGUGGGAAGGAAUAUAAUGUGCAUGAAAGAGCCUUAAUUCAGAAUGCACCAUUUAUUCAACAUCAGAGAACCCAACAUGGAGAGAAACCUUAUGAAUGCAGUGAAUGUAGAAAAACUUUUGGUAAUUAUUCAGCCCUAACAGUACAUCAGAGAAUUCAUACUGGAGAGAAACCAUAUGAAUGCAAGGAAUGUGGGAAAGCCUUUAAUCAUAAUGUCUCUCUUAGUCAACACCAGAGAAUCCAUACUGGAGAGAAACCCCAUGAAUGUAAUGAGUGUGGGAAGGCUUUUAUUCAGAUAACACACUUUAUUCAACAUCAGCGAAUUCAUACUGGUGAGAAACCUUAUGAAUGUAAUGAAUGUGGUAAAGCCUUCAGCCACAAUUCAUCCCGUAUUGAACAUCAGUUUAUUCACACUGGAGAGAAGCCCUACGAAUGCAGUGAAUGCGGGAAAGCCUUCAGUCACAACUCUUCUCUUAUUGUCCAUCAAUUUAUUCACACUGGAGAGAAACCCUAUGAAUGCAGUGAAUGUGGCAAGGUCUUUAGUCAGAGCUCACAUCUCUAUCAACAUCAGAGAACUCACACUGGAGAGAAACCUUAUACCUGUAACGACUGUGGGAAAGCCUUUAGUGAUCGAUCAGCCCUUAUUCGACAUCAGAGAACUCAUACUGGGGAAAAACCUUACAAGUGUAGAGAAUGUGGUAAAGCUUUCAGCCAGAGCUCAACUCUCAUAAAACACACAAAAAUCCACACUGGAGAGAAACCUUACACCUGUGAAGAUUGCGGGAAAGCAUUCAGCCAGAGUUCAUCCCUGACACAACAUCAGAAGAUUCAUACUGGGGAGAAACCGUUUGAUUGCCACGAGUGUGGGAAAGCCUUCAGUAGAAGCGCCCAUCUUACUCAGCAUCAGAGGAUUCACACUGGAGAGAAACCCUGUGAGUGUAAUGAGUGUGGCAGAGCUUUCCGGUGUAGUUCAGCCCUCAUUAGGCAUCAGAGACUCCACGGUGGAGAAUCACUCUGAAUGUGUGGUCAU